AUGACCUCUCCCAAUCCCGAACCGCCACUGAGCCCGACCACGUUGCAAUGUACUCCUCGCCGUGCCAGUGCCGCCAGUGAUCACCGGGUCCAGCGCGCCCACUACUCGCCACCAUGGGCGAAUACGUCCAUCAUUGGCAUUGCCGGGUCGUCAGGCUCUGGCAAGACCUCAUUGUCUCACGCCAUCAUCCGAGAGCUUAACCUGCCUUGGGUGGUUAUCAUGUCCAUGGAUAGCUUUUACCGGCCGCUUAUGCCCGAGCAAUCCGCGGCUGCGUUCAGCAACGAGUAUGAUUUUGACGCGCCCGAAGCCAUUGACUUUGAUAACCUGGUGGAGAAGCUCCGUCAGGUCAAGUCUGGCCAAAAGGCCAACAUACCACUCUACUCGUUCGAGAAGCAUGCCAGACUAGACCGUACGACGACCAUCUACUCGCCUCACGUUAUGAUUCUGGAGGGCAUCUUUGCUUUGCACGAUGAGCGCGUGCUGGACUUGCUGGAUCUUAAAAUCUUCGCGGAAGCGGAUGCUGAUCUGUGCUUGUCGCGACGACUGCUCCGUGAUGUCCGUGAGCGCGGUAGAGACAUCGAGGGCUGCGUGAAGCAAUGGUUCCGCUUCGUCAAGCCGAACUUUCACAAGUUUGUCGAGCCGCAGCGGCAUAUUGCUGAUAUCAUCGUCCCAAGAGGCAUAGAAAACAAGGUCGCAAUCAGCAUGGUCACCGACCGUAUCCACAAAACCCUCGCGCAAAAAUCACGUCUACACCAAGUCGAACUAAAACGUCUAGGCAAAGUCUCCGAAGACGACCCCCUCUCCGCCAACGUCUCAAUCCUACACCACACCAACCAAAUCCGCGGCAUCAAUACCCUUCUGAGCCGCCCGGACCUCGACCGCGAAGACUUCAUCUUCUACUUCGACCGUCUUACGGCCAUACUCAUAGAAAAGGCCUGCGACAUCGGCCUCACCUUCAAGCCCUGCCGAAUCUCCACCCCAGUCCCGAAUGAAACCUACCGCGGCUUCGCCCUCGACGGCGAAGUCUCCGCCGUCGUAAUCCUCCGCGGCGGCUCCUGCCUCGAAACCGGCCUCAAACGCGUCAUCCCCGACUGUCGAACAGGACGUAUGCUCAUCCAGACCAACUUCCGCACGGGCGAGCCGGAACUGCAUUUCUACAAGCUUGCGCUCGAUAUCGCGGAGCACGGGUGUGUGUUCCUUCUGGAUCCGCAGAUGAGUUCCGGAGGCGCGGCGUUGAUGGCGGUGAGGGUGUUGCUGGAUCAUGGCGUGAGUGAGGAGCGGAUUGUUUUUGUCGUGUAUAUGGCGGGGAAGAUGGGGUUGAGGCGGUUGAUGAGUGUGUUUCCCGAGAUCAGGGUGGUGGUUUGUAGGAUUGUGGAGGAUUUGGAGAGGAGAUGGGUGGAGCAGAGGUAUUUGGGUUGUUGA
Messenger RNA from Baudoinia panamericana UAMH 10762, 1422 nucleotides. RefSeq lists its product as uncharacterized. Gene Ontology annotation, cellular component: cytoplasm. Gene Ontology annotation, molecular function: ATP hydrolysis activity; ATP binding; kinase activity. NCBI's taxonomy places the organism in Eukaryota, Fungi, Ascomycota, Dothideomycetes, Mycosphaerellales, Teratosphaeriaceae. The transcript has 5 exons. The record is from RefSeq and is a predicted model, not a curated record. Bases 1 to 1422 code for a protein of 473 amino acids.